This is a messenger RNA of Coffea eugenioides, 2052 nucleotides long. RefSeq lists its product as uncharacterized. Lineage: Eukaryota; Viridiplantae; Streptophyta; Magnoliopsida; Gentianales; Rubiaceae. The record is from RefSeq and is a predicted model, not a curated record. Bases 1 to 2052 code for a protein of 683 amino acids. The transcript has a single exon.
AUGCUGAAUUACUUCCUGGUGGAGCAUAAGAAGCCUAAACAAACAACUAACGUAGCAGAGUACUAUGAGGAAUUUGAAGAGUGGAGAAACGAGAUGUUGGCUUUGAAACCAGAACUCAGUGAAGAAUACUUUAUUGAUGGUUUUAACUUUGGGCUUCAUUGGAAUAUCCGGAUGAAGCUAAAGGGAUUUAGGAAUCCACCCAAGAUCAUGUAUGAAGCAUAUGUCCGAGCAAAAAUCGAGGAAGCCGUGAUGGAGAAGCAUGAUUCUGCUCUUGAUUUACCAAAAGGAGAGCAGCUUAUGAGAGAAAAUGAGGUUAUGGAGGCUGAACACAAUGAUAUAAUCACUAACUUGAAGGAUGAAAGUGUAGUCAGCCACAUGUUUGAUGAAUUGUGCCAAAGGACUCCAAUGGAUUUUUUAGAGGAGAACCAACAUAAAACAUCAGCAAGGGACUAUCAAGAAGAAAAAGCUAUAAACCAAGUGUUUGAUAGAUUGGCUCACAACGAUUGUGUUAUCUCUCAAGGGCUUAGCUAUGAAUUGCUUAUAGGGGAGCUAGCUUGGCAACAAGGCUCUAUAGACAAGGAAAUAUUUAACUCUGCUUCACCGCUCCAUUGUCCCAGAAAUUUGUCUUCGGUCAGCUGCAAGGAUGGUGCUGUCAAUAUUGUUCCUUCGCAACCAAAUAGACCACUUGAUGACUUGAUAUUUGAUCCUGGGGGCAGUACUAAAAUAGCAAUGAACAAAGAUGCAGAGGGUGAAGGGGGAAAUGAGAUGCAAAAUCAAGAGAAAGAGAAUGAUGGAAAUAAAAAUAAUGGUGAAGAGGAGGAAACUAGAGAAGACGACCGGGGAAAGCAUGAUGAAGAGCAAAGUGGUGAGGAGACUGGAGAAAAUAAAGAAAAUGGUGGCGCGGAAAAAGAGAAUGAAACGAAGGAGGAGAACAAUGAGAAUGCUAAUGAAGACACACAAGAAAAUGGAGCUGAGCAGAAAGGUAAUGAGGAAAAGGAUGCAAAAGAAGAGAAUGGGGAAAAUGAAGAGACCAGGGAAAAUAAGAAUGACCUGGAUGGAGGUGAAGAGCAGGAGGUGAAGGAGCAGGUUAACGAUGAGAGCAAGGCAACAGAAAAGGAAGAGAAGAAACAAUUAGGCAAUGAAGAUCAAGGUAGAGAGAAACAGGAAGACCAUGAAGUGAAGGAACCAAAAGAAGGUAAAUCUGAGGAAUCACCAGAUGAGAAGGUUCAUCAAGCAAAUGAGCCGACAAACGAAGCUGCUGCACGGGAAAACACCAAUGGUGGGAAUGCCCAGAGUGAAGAGGUUCAGGAUGCUCAAGGUAUGAAAGACACUGAGAAAGUAAAUAAGGAAAACGUAAAUGGGGAAGAACAGUCGACUGAGAAGGUCCAGGACAAGUCUGAAGGCAACAGUGAAUAUGUGACAGAGGCAAAUAAGGUACACGAUAAUGAAUCAGGUUCAAAUGCAAAAGAAGGUGAGUCAAAUGAACAGAAUAGUCCAUCAACUGUUGCGACUGAUGAAGGCAAUGACAGUGAAAACACACAGCAGGGAUCAGGUCACGAUUCCAAUCCUGCAGAAGGAACACAUGAAGCUAAUCAAGAACAAGGCAACGGCAAUGAGACCACACAGCAGGAAUCAGGGGAAUCUUCCAAUCCCACAGAAGGAACAAAGGAAGCUAAUCAACAGCAGAGCAUUAGCGACAAUUCUAAGGCUGAUGCUGAUCAAAACCAGAGAAAUGCUGUUGGUGAUGUCCUUCCUGGGGGAGAUGGUGCGCAGUCUACUCAAGAGGAGCAAACCGAGAACAAGGAUGCUGCAACAAACAAUGACAAAUCCGAUACAAGUUCAAAUAUGAAGGAGGGCUCAGCAUAUGGAGAAGGUUCAAAUGAUGUGGGCAAUAGACAAAAUGCUGGUAGCGAUACUGUUGGGGGUACAGAGAAAAGUUCAGAAAAUUCAUCAGCCAAUCAGGUUAAUGAAAAGGUUGAGAUCCAGAAGUCUGAUGCUCAUUCUGAAACAGGACCGGAAGAAAAGAUUAACCCUUCAAAUGACAAUGGCUGA